GAGCAAGGAUCCAUCUCUACACGGACGGCUCCAAAAACCCGAAGAAGCCGAGCGACGACGCCUGGUCCGUUGUGAUCGUAGGUGACGACAACCACGGUUUCAGCUUCCAGGGGGCCAUCAUAGAGAAGCACAAGAGCGGCACCGACAUGGCCCUCAAGGACAACGUCGACCACGAGACCACCUCCACGACCGUCGAGAUCACAGCCCUGAUAUGGGCCUUCGCCUGGGUGAUACACUACAACCCCCUCCACAUCACCACUAUAUCCACGGACUCGCUCGGCGCUCUGCAGCUCGCGAAGAGGCUAGCCUUCACCGACCACGUCCCCAAGCUCGUCAGGACACUCUGCAUGCUCUACGACAUGGUCAGCAAUAAGAUCGACCUGCAGCACGUCCACGCCCACCACUACAACACGUGGAACGAGGUUGCCGACGCCGCCGCCAACCACGGACGCCUGCAAGAAGUUAUACCUCCUCAGCCAGAGUGGGCAAGCGUCAUGGAUGGCGCAUCCCAGCGGGACUGGGAGUUCCUGAUCGACGCGGCCCGACACUUUCACAACCCCUCCGAGUCCAGCGACAAGAAGAUUCUCGUAGAAAUAAACAUCGCCACCUUCAACGUCCAGCCGGGGAGAGAGCCAAAGGAAGGAUCGAAGCGUCGAAAAGAGAAGAUCAACAAGCUUAAGACCACGAUGGCCUGCGUGUACGACGAGGACCUCCAUAGCAUUGAUAUCCAGGAGGCAAGAUGCGCCAACGCCAACUGCUACCAUAUCAUUUCCAGCGGCCACACAGGGUUCCACUACGGCUGCGAGCUUCAUGUUCUACUCAGCAAACCCUACGGCAAGAGCGGCAAAAAGAAGCUUUUCUUCAAACCUGACCAGUUCACAGUCAUCGUCAAGGACCCCUGGCUCCGCAUCGUUCGCGUCGCCGCCCCUGGCUUCAGACACGCGCUUGCCGUCGCCCAUGCCCCGCGCUCGAAGGCCCUCGCGACCGAGAAGGAUAGCUACAGGAAGAAGCUCGCGGAGAAUACCGAAAGGCACCAAGUCAGCAUCAUCUUCUUCGACGCAAAUGCCAGGACAGGCAACAUCACCAGCACGGCCAUUGGCGACAAGGGCUUCAAGCAAAACGAGGGCCCAAACGGACACCGCCUACAUGAGCUGCUCCUGACCAACCACCUGGACCCUCAUCACAUCGACUACGUCACCAUCCCCAAGGGCUACAUCGACUCCAUCGAGGAGCGCGCCGUGCUCUACGGCAUAGACAGCGGCCAAGACCCAGAGACCAAGGACGACCACUACCCAGUCAAGCUGCAGCUUGCCUACCAGAUCAUCUCGUCCGUCACCAAAGGAAUCCCGAAAUUACACGAGAGCAAGCUAGCCGACGAAGGGCGCCGCCAAAAGUUCUGCCAAAAACUCGACGGGGUCAAACACCCGCCCUGGGACACCAACCUCAACGAACACCUCGCCAUAGCCACUGAGAAGAUCACGGAGGCCGCGCACGAGUGCUUCCGCUCCAACAGCCGCGCCCCACACAAGCCCUACCUCACCAGGCGGUCCUUUGCUCUCCUGCGAGUUCGCCGCUCGAUACUCAAGACGACACGGACCGCCAAGAAAAACGGGAUUGCCAGCCACUUCGGUGACAAGAGGCUACGCUACACGGCAAAGAUCAUCGCGAUGGAAGCCCUCCUGCCCGACCCCGCCGAUGCGAGUGCCCUGGCCGAUCUCAGCGACUACGUGAAACUUGUGGUGGCCUCUAUCAUAUUCAGCACUCCCAGCCUAGCUUCCCAUGUCGUGGAAUCCGACGGUGCCAACACCGCGCACAGCGCCCAGCACUACUUUGACGCCCUUCCCCAAUUCCCCAGGACGUCUAAGUCGACCCUGCAGAAGUGGACCACGACAGACCGCGACGACUUCCUUGAGAGAACCGCCGACGAGAUGGGUGCAGCGAUCGACGACCACGCCCCCCGUUUAGAGGCUCUGUACGCCAAGCGACUACUGGCCUUCGGAGGACGAAGGUCAAAGAAGCCGCCGACGCCCAUCAUCCGCACCAACGACGACGGGGAGCCCCUCACGAAGAAGAGCGAGAUCGCCGACCACGCCCUAGCCCUCUACGGCAAAGUUGAGCAAGCUAUUGCCACGGAUGCAGACGGGCUAGCAGCCGACUACAACAAGAGGACCCGCCACGCAGGACCAGGACCUAAGAUCCAAAACAUAAUACCCAAGCACCAGCUGACCAGCCAGCUCGCCGCCGCCAAGCGAGGCCGCCGAGGAGGCCCUGACCAGCUCACCGACGACAUGUCCAGAGCCAGCCCUGAAGGGGUGGCUCGCCUGCUCCACCCCGUCCUAGUCAAGACCCACUCCGAGAGCACCGAGCCCAUCGCCGCCAAGGGUGGGUACUCCACGUAUUUCCACAAGGGACAGGGGGCCAUGGAGCUCCAGAAACCAUACCGCGGCAUCCUGCUCAACAACACCAUCGGCAAGGUGCACAGCACCUUCCUCCGAUCCCGCGUGAAGGGCCUGCUACCUGAGCUACUAGAAGCAACCCAGUGCGGCGCCCGUCCCAAGAUGGCCACGGAUUUCAUCACUCACACCAGCCUCGCCUUCAUCAGCGACUGCCAGAGGAGAUCAAGAUCAUGCAGCAUCACCUUCCUGGACCUCAGGGAGGCCUUCCACUCCGUCAUCAGGGAAUUCUGCAUGCAAUUGCCGACCACCGCCGACGAGCUCAACGAGCUCAUCGAACGGAUCGACAUUCCCGACUUCAUCAGACCAGCUCUACAGGAACGACUCCAGCAACCCGCCUACAACAACCAGCACAUCGACGACGAGCACCUCUGCCACAGGAUCGCAGAUCACCACACCUCCAACUGGAUGACAGCCAAGAGCGCAAGGCACUACCAGCUGCCUCGGACCAGCACCCGACCUGGAGUGCCAUACGCGAAUGUCGCCUUCAACAUACACUUUGCCAUCACGCUGAGCGCGAUCGACCAGGCAGUUCGAGAGGAAGAGGCCCACGGACAGCAGACAGGCGGACACGAGAUAGAGGCCUGCAGUGAGCUUCUCUCUUCACCAACCCCUCACGAAGGAAGCGCGCUCAGGAACAUGUCCUUCGUCGACGACCUCACCGACUACAACUCGACCGCCAACGCCAAGGAAUUGAUCUACACGACAGCUCUGGCAGCUGCCAGGCUCUGCACAGCAGCAUUCCAGCAUGGCCUGAAGCCACACCCAGAAGAGACCAAGGCCAUCCUCAUGCACUACGGCGCGGGGGGCAAGAAGGAGAAACAACGGAUAGCCAAGGAGGGCAUCACAUACCAAGAAUUGGACGGACUUGCUAUCAAGGUGCAGCUGGUAACGCAACAGAAAGCCCUCGGUGCCAUCAUCCCGGCGGGCGGGGUCAUGGGGCCAGAGAUCUGCCUAAGGAUCAACCGUACGUUUGGUGCAACCCGGCCUCUUGAGAAGCAGAUCCUCCGCCGCAAGAAGCCCUCGAAGAAAUCCAAGGUCAAGUACGUCCACUCUUUUUCGACAUCCUCGCUUACUUACAGCCACCAUGUCUGGAGCGACCUGGCCCUGAAGGACCUGAAGCACAUAUCCGCCAAGUACAUGGGCCCAUACCGAGUCGCAGCUUCACCACCCAAGACCAACUCACCCGACCAGCACAUCUCCGAGGCUGAGGCAAUCGCCAAGACAGGAGUACCCGACUUCAUCACCCACCAGUCGAUCGCGCGGCUACGAUACUUGCCUAGACUCCUGAAUAAUGCCCCAGCAGUCCUACUUCAGCUACUCGACGGCCAGCGCCAACGAAAGGGCACAUGGAGCCGCCAGCUCAAGAAAGACUUCGACUACCUACGAACGUACGUACCACAAGAGAGGUGGCCCAGCCAAACCCAGCACGACCGCGACACCAUCAACUGGGCCCGACAGAAGCCGAAGCUAUUCACCAACGCGGUCAAGGCAGCUUCGAAGGCAUACAUCCUCCACACUCGCGACCAAGCUCAAGGCGCCAAGCUCCAGAAGGACAUCCGGAUGACCUCGGCAGAUCACACAACUGAAGUGCUGGACGUCUGCGACGACACCAACAACCAGAAGCACGUCUGCUACGCCUGCGGCCGACCAUCACCAAGCAGACCACCCGCGAGCCCGCCUGCAGAACCAGCCGAGCGCCAAGAGAUCGUCUUCAUCACCGACCGCCCUCAAAAGGCUGCCGACCUCCAACAGAUCAUGGCCAGCAACGGGAUCACGAGCAUCAGCGGCCUGGACUACACGCAGAUCGCAAUCCCCAGCGAUGGCCAGACCUCAGAACUUCCGACAGUACUUCGGCGAGCACAACGCAGGAUCCUACAUGGCGAGGUAGCGGCCAUCUACGUAGAGUUCCCACGGCGAACCUGGUACCUACACGAGGCAACCGACGUUCUAGGCAGGAGAGAAAGCAAGCGGCGCACCCCAGAGGCACCCUGGGGAACGCAUCAAGUAUCCGAGACCAUUGCCGACGAGAUAUUUGCCGCCAACAACGUCACACGAGAGGUCUUGCGUAUGAUCUUCAUGGCGACCACGACCAACGUACCUUUCGUAGCAGCCAUCUCGGCCGAGUCGAUCAUCAGACAGACCCCAGAAUAUCGGUACAUCGCCAACCUGACGACCGUCUACGAGACCCCGACGAACCACUACGACCUCUGCGCCAUACAGAUCCUCGACAACGGCACCCGCGACGACCUCCGCAACAUAAUGCAUACGGCAAACGAAGAGGAGAUCGACUUCACCAUCGCCGACCUGCUUGACGGCAACAUUGUGGCUAGAUGGGGCCUCAGAACCGCAACCGCUGCGCCCACCAGCCAGAACCUGAACACCAACGACGCCUACCACAUAGAAC
This is a messenger RNA of Prorocentrum cordatum, 4860 nucleotides long. Lineage: Eukaryota; Dinophyceae; Prorocentrales; Prorocentraceae. The record is from the annotation of a GenBank genome assembly.